GGCUUGCGAAUGCCCCGCAGCCAUCAUUUAACUGCACCCGCAGAGCAGUUACGGUUUGUCACCCGACCCUCCCGGAUCGCCUCAUUUGUCCCUAGUGAGAUCCCGAGGCUCUGCCCGCGCCGGGCUUCUCAGUAGCUGGAUGUAUGACGUGCUCCGGGCAGCGCGGGCGCAGGGCACGCGUUCGCGCACACCCGAGCACACACGAAAAGGCGCAAGACUAAUUUUCUGGAGUUUCUGCCCCUGCUCUGCGUCAGCCCUCACGUCACUUCACCAGCAGUAGCAGAGGCGGCGGCGGCGGCGGCGGCGGCGGCGGUUCCCGGAAUUGGGUUGGAGCAGGAGCCUCGCUCGCUCCUUCGCUCGCGCUCUCCGAGCUCCGUGCCCAGCGGCAGGAGGAGCCUGGACCCAGGCGCCGCCGGCGGGCGCCCCGAGGUGCGUCCCGGAUCUCAGCGCGAGUCUAGCCAGGAGCCUGCGCCCCAGAGCGUCCCGGGAGCGCCGCGGGCCGGUGCUCGGCUCGCUGGGCCAUGCAGCGGCGGCCGCGGCGGAGCCCCGAGCGGCGUUAGCGCCCCCUGUGAGGAGGCCCGGGAUGCCCCUGCCACUGUGAACGGUGCCGUCCGCCAGGACACGCUCAGCCCCGGACACGCUCGGCUCUGCACCCCUGAGACGAGCACCAAGAGGAGACAGCGGCGAGCGGGGCAAAGGCCACCCAGCACCGGCAGGGGAGACCGACCAGUGCCGCGCAGGGACACGUACUCAGUCUGACUCGGGCUGGCACUGGUGGCUAGGAAUGUCGUCCUGGACGAGGUGGCAUGGGCCCGCCAUGGCGCAGCUCUGGGGCUUCUGCUGGCUGAUCGUGGGCUUCUGGAGGGCCGCUCUUGCCUGUCCCACAUCCUGCAAAUGCAGCACCUCUCGGAUCUGGUGCAGCGACCCUUUUCCUGGCAUCGUGGCAUUUCCGAGGCUGGAGUCUACCAGUGCAGACCCCGAGAACAUCACCGAAAUUUACAUUGCAAAUCAGAAAAGAUUAGAAAUCAUCAACGAAAAUGAUAUUGAAGCUUAUGUGGGACUGAAAAACCUGACCAUUGUGGAUUCCGGAUUGAAAUUUGUAGCUCAUAAAGCAUUUCUGAAAAACAGCAACUUACAGCACAUCAAUUUUACCAGAAAUAAACUGACGGUAUUGUCUAGGAAACAUUUUCGUCACCUUGACUUGUCUGAGCUGAUCCUGGUGGGCAACCCAUUUACAUGCUCCUGCGACAUUAUGUGGAUUAAGACUCUUCAGGAGACUAAACCCAGUCCAGAAACUCAGGACUUGUACUGCCUCGAUGAAAACAGCAAGAAUAUUUCCCUGGCAAACCUGCAGAUAUCCCAUUGUGGUUUGCCAUCAGCAAAUUUGGCUGCACCUAACCUCACUGUGGAGGAGGGAAAGUCUAUCACAUUAACUUGUAGUGUUGCAGGCGAUCCAGUUCCGAAUUUGUACUGGGAUGUUGGUAAUCUGGUUUCCAAGCAUAUGAAUGAAACAAGCCACACACAGGGCUCCUUAAGGAUAACUAACAUUUCAUCUGAUGACAGUGGAAAGCAAAUCUCUUGUGUGGCAGAAAAUCUUGUAGGAGAAGAUCAAGAUUCUGUCAACCUCACUGUACAUUUUGCUCCAACUAUCACAUUUCUCGAAUCUCCAACCUCAGACCACCACUGGUGCAUUCCAUUCACUGUGAAAGGCAACCCCAAACCAGCGCUUCAGUGGUUCUAUAAUGGGGCAAUUUUGAAUGAAUCCAAAUACAUCUGUACUAAAAUCCAUGUUACCAAUCACACGGAGUACCACGGCUGCCUCCAGCUGGAUAAUCCCACUCACAUGAAUAAUGGGGACUACAAGUUAGUAGCCAAGAAUGAGUAUGGGAAGGAUGAGAAACAGAUUUCUGCUCACUUCAUGGGCUGGCCUGGAAUCGAUGAUGGUGCAAACCCAAAUUAUCCUGAUGUAAUUUAUGAAGAUUAUGGGACUGCGGCAAAUGACAUUGGGGACACCACGAACAGAAGUAAUGAAAUCCCUUCCACAGAUGUUGCUGACAAAACCGGUCGGGAACAUCUCUCGGUCUAUGCUGUGGUGGUAAUUGCAUCUGUAGUAGGAUUUUGUCUGCUGGUAAUGCUGUUUCUGCUGAAGUUGGCAAGACACUCCAAGUUUGGCAUGAAAGGCCCAGCCUCAGUUAUCAGCAAUGAUGAUGACUCUGCCAGCCCACUCCAUCACAUCUCCAAUGGGAGUAACACUCCGUCGUCUUCAGAGGGUGGCCCUGAUGCUGUCAUUAUUGGAAUGACCAAGAUUCCUGUCAUUGAAAAUCCCCAGUACUUUGGCAUCACCAAUAGUCAGCUCAAGCCAGACACAUGGCCCAGAGGUUCCCCCAAGACCGCCUGAUAAUAAUUUGGUAUUUGGAGGCUCCUGUGUCACUGCAGGAACUAAAGGAGGCUAAAUCCAUGCCUGAUGGAGGAGAAGAGUUCUAUGGUUAUCUGCAAAUUCUGGCCAGAGAACAACUUGACGUCACUCCUUAGCUUCCAAAACCUAGCCAAGCAAGAAGUUGCCUUCCCAAGAGAAAGCAGUGUGCUCUAAUGACUAAACCCUCAAAGUGCUAUGCCACUCUAACUAUAGACCCAUCUCCUCGAUCAAUCAGGAUGGCGAGAUGGAGCUGAGGAGCUCAGCAACAUCAAGGCUGGAGUUGGUCUUUAAUUCAACUAGUCUGUGUAGACGUGUCUGAAAACCACAUCAUCUGUCCGCACGGGGUGUUUUCCCAGUAGGACUGACCAACCCGGCUCAAGGGCAGCUGUGCUGCUAUCCUCUCCUUGACUGCUAAGAACAUUUUUGACAGGGUACAAUGGAAACACACCUUCUGAGCUGGAAAAAAAAGAAAGAAAGAAAGAAAGAAAAAGAAAGAAAGAAAAAGAAAGAAAGAAAGAAAGAGAAAAAAAACCACUCUAACCAGCAAAACCCCCGAAUCAUCAAUCUUGGGUUCUCUUGAAGGGUGGGAACGCGUUAUAGCUUCCCCUGCAGGAAAAGCAAAUGCCAUAGACUCAUUGUCAUCCCUAGAAUUGUGUCUUUCCUAGAGCAGCCUUGUAAAUUAGCUAGGGUCCUAGGCGGAGGGCCUAAAUUAAAUGAGAAUUGUCCUGAAAUACAUACUGUAUGUGUUUGUUCUUACAGCGCAUGCCCUCUGUGUAUAUCUAGGGCUAGUAACUCUGUGGCAGAUGCAGAUAAGGAAUUCUGACUUUUUUCCACUUUAAUUCCAUUUCCAAUGAAAUGGAUGUUUAUUGACUUCCUGCAGCGUGUGCCAUACUUCAAGUAUUAUCGUUCACGUGUGUGUAUAUGUUCGUGUGUGUGUUUUCCCAUUGGUUACAUGCUUAUUAGGCAACUAUGUAGAUAAGCACAGAUUCAUAGACCAGCUAAGACUAAGGAGAUUAAAUAUAAUAAAGGGAGGGAGUGUUUUAACAGUAGUUGAAAAGAUCACACAGGACACCCCUCUUGCGCCCCUUAACUGCCAUACCCACCCUGUCAUUGUGUUACCAACCAGGGGAGGGAAUGGAAGUGGUAUUUUUCACAGAACUGCAGAGGUUUUGAAAAUAUUUGUGACAUUACUUUGGGUACACAUGAGCAAAAAUUCUGAAUCAUAUCCAAGACCUCAGGAGCUCGUUAUAUCAAGGGAUGAGAGUUAUCAGAGGUUAUCUUUGAACUUCAGUGCAAUCUGUGCCCACGGUCCAUUUUGAUGGUCCAUUUGAUGGAAGUAAAAACAGGCAGAAACAAUUGCUAUAGCACUUUCCUAGGUCCUUUGCCUACUAAUUUUGUCUUUCAAAAGUAUGUUUUCUUCUAAGUAUUUAAUUGGCCAAACAAUAACUGCUUUGGGAACUGUUUAUAUCCCUUUGAAGGCCAUGGCCUGCACUUUAAAAAUAACCUAAGUCUGUUUUGCCCAGCAUGAGUGUUAGGGGCGAGAGAAUGCGGUUAUUUUAGGAUCCUUAGAAAUUGCUUCAUUUAUGGCACGGUGGGCUGACGACUCGUUUCAUGGGGGUCUUCAUGGCACGUUGCUCAGCCUCUGUAGGUCCCAGUCCAAUUCUGUCUCUUGAUGCCAUAGUCCCCCAUUGCCAGCUAUAACAGCUUGAUACUAUAUUCUCCUUUCAACUCCAGAGGAUGUGGUAAGAAGCUAUCAAAUAAUGCUGAAAAAAAAGCAACUUGAGUUCCCUCGAAGAAAGGAAACGAAUACAUGCUGCACAAUUACACGUAAAACGUAAGCCAUGUUACAAACUCUAUUGAGAAGGAGAUUUGUUAGGAAACCAGUUUCAAGCACAUUUACAACUAAGUAAAAUAAGAGACAUCAUUCUAUUAGCAUUUGACCGCUGGGUGACAUUAUUUGUUAUCAAAAAAGAAAUACCACCCAGUUACAGGGUACCUAGACCUCUUAGAGAAAACAGUCCACCUUACAUUUAAUGACUAAAAGGGAAAAACAAUUAUAGAUUUAGAUCAGGGAGACACUCACAAUGGUAUUCUGAUUUUACUUCCACAUUAUCGGCCAACCAAGAGGGAAUUAUGCACCCCUCACACAUCAGACAGUUCAGUCCACUUUCACCAAAUCAUCAGUGAUGUGCUGGAAGCAUGCAGGCAGAUGCAGGAUGCUACUGCAUUUCUUCUGGGUAUUUCCCAACGCCCAGCCCAACUGGAGAGCGGAUACCAGCAUGAUGAAUCUAUCAAAUGCACCCCCAUUUUGGUAUCUGGUUGGUCACUCUUGCACGUGCCAGCAGAUUGGGGACCAGGACCAGCUCAGCAAACACAUAUGCAGAGGAACCUCUUAUGUUGCUAAGCAGCUCCUGCUACCCAGAUGCUUUGAACACUGAAUGCUCCCUGUCGUUAAGGAGACAUGAAAGAACGGGAGUUUUUCUUGGAUGCGAUGCUCGCUCACAGUUCAAUUCUUCAUGGCAGCUAAUGUAACAGAGUGCAGGUUUUCUCCUUGUGAAGUUUUCUCUGCCUUUGCUAAUUCUGCCAGCCAGAGAGGGUAAGCCACCAUGGUUGGGAUCUUCUCAGAUUAGUCAUUAUGCCAGCUCUCCUUAUGAAGUGCAGCCAUGCUGCCUUUCAUUCACGAUGUUGUACUUGUUUAUUUGUUUGCUGUUUUUCUUGGUAGUUGUUACUUCUCUUGAAAGGCAUGUAAGAUGAAUUUGCUCCACACCACGGACAGGAAAGAAUUGGAGAGAGAUCUGCUUAGUUCAACCUGAUAACCAAGCACAAAGGCAGUCUCACUCCUUGAGCUCAGCCUCUAGGAGGAAAGCUGCUUCCUGAGAUGGAGACAGCAGCCCAAAGGGUUCCUGAGUCCACGCUGCCCUCUGUCUGAGCCGGCUCCCUUUGGCUGAGAAGAUGCUGUGUGUUUCUGAAUGCUUGGGCUCCCUCAGGGAGGGAAAAAUUAGAAGGCGGCAUUUGUGGCUCAAAGGAGAAGGACAUGUCAGUAUCACAGUGACCUCCCCUCCACCCGCAGGGCUGAGGAGGUUCUUAGGCUGCAAAACUUUCAGUUUUAAAACUGGGACAGUCCUGGGCAAAUGAUAAUGGAUUGGUCACCCUAGUUGGUAUAGCUCUGAUGAUUUCUGCUACUAAGACAGAAUUAAGUCCUCCUUACCCAAAAUGCCUGCAGAUACCCUAAAAUGUGAUUCUUUAAAAUAAAUAAUAUAGGUUGUAGUUGGAAAUUUGGAAAACGUAAGAAACAAAGAUGAAAUAAAAACUCAUCUAUAAUUCCAACAGAGAUAAUUGUUGAUAAUAUCCUUUGGAUAUCCAACUUCCUCAUCUUAUGAGUGUCCUUUUAACCUCCUGUGAUAUAAAGUCUAACCACUUGUACCCUGGCCUUUAUUUGUACUGGGCUUUGUUCAUAUUUCUAUAGUAAAGGCUUGUCUUGGGUGAAUUGUGUUGGAAGGUCCAUAGGAGGCUCGCUGGGUAUAUUAUUGUCAGUGUCAGAUUUUCUAUUUGCUUGGUGAUGCAUGGGGAUUAAGACAGAGCUGGGCUGGACUGGCCAUGGCAGGUCGGGUUUCGAGGGACCGUGAAUCCAGAGGAGCUUAGCUUUUCCAGGGUGAGUGUCACAGAGGAGACGAGCCUUGUGUUAUGGGCCUGGAGGACUCAGGGAGCAAAAGGGUCCCGGAUCUGCCAAGGCAGGCUGAGCACUCCAGUUUAGGGUCAGCUCUCUGGAUGACUCCAAAUGUAGUCGUCUGCUCCGCUGGAGCAGAUGAUCAGUUUUUGCCCCCAGUUCUUCACCCCAGCUGGGUAGCCCCUUUCAGAGAGCCAAGCGUGCUGGAUCUGAAAGGGCCAGUCUGGUUACAUCUGAUAUGAUUCUCACUAUUUAGAGAUGCCUUUUCUUCCACCCAGGAUUCCUCGGCUGUGCAAGGACCUCUGAUGAAUUGGAAUCUCCCCUUAAUCAUUCAGCCUCACCUAAACUUGAUGGAGUCAGUAGCCUAAUAUUCUCCAGUCCUCCCCUCAUGAAAUGCUUCCUCUUCUCAUGUCUCAGGCAUCAAGGCCCAAGCUGGGGUUCUGGCCAGGGGACUUCUAUCAAUAGUAUGACAUACAGGAGUAUUUCAGAGUUGGCAUUUUGCACAGUAAUAUUAAAGUUGAUAGGUUCUAAAAAUGAGUUCAGAACACAUAUUUUCCUAUGAUUUGUAAGAGAUUAGAUUUGUGCGACUUUGAACCAAAGGGGUUGGGAAGAAUUCUAGAAAGGAAACAAUAAUCUAAUGCCUAGUUUCUCUAUUAUGCUUAUCAGUUACUAUAUACGUUAUAAGUAUGGGUAGACAUCAACAUGCUUUUUACCCUGUUGCUAUUAUUUAGCACAUUUAUUUAACCAUGCCAUUGACCUUCUGGGUGCAUUAAAGUAGAACCCAGGUCAUUAUGAGAUAAUGAUGGCAUUUAGACUAAGUGCAAUAUUCCUAAUGUUCCAAUAAGUGGUUGAUAUAGAGGGGACAGGAUACCAUCCCACACUAUCUAAUUAUAUCAAAAGAGCUAGUCUCCAUAUUAUGGAAUGCUUUCCUUAGAGGAGAUUACAUGAUAUAUCUGCUUAUAAAAUAAGCAGAGGUGACACCACUGAGUAGCCAUCUCACAUGUUUUCCUGAAAGAAUGAUGGAUUUUCAGAUGUUUAUACUCUCAUACCCACUACCGAUCCCCACCCUUGCUCCUGAAAGGAGUUUGCUUUUUACGAGUGAGUUGCUAAUGAACAGAGAGAAGCUAACUGGUUACCCAGGGACCUAGUCUUACUUUCUAUUAAUAGAGUACUCCGGCUAGCUGGACUAAUUGGCCUCACAUUGUCUCUAUCCUGGCUUUACUUCCUCUGACCCAUAAACAUCAAGUCCUUUUUUGCCCGUCUCAUUCUGUCAUCUUCCCUCCUUUUCUCUAUAUAUUAGGGUUCAGGAACCAUGAUGCUAAUGAUGACAUUUCAUCCAAGUUCCUAGUUCCAUUAAUGCCAUUUCCUGAUAUCCAGAGAAGCAGUUACGAUUCUGUCUCACUGCUUAAGCCUUAUUUUGAGAGGACCAUUUUCUUCUUUUCCAAGUGCUGUUCACUUUUAGGAUAUUUCUCUCCCUCUUCAGAGCCUUAGUUUUGACUAACAUACCUUUGUGUACAUAUAAGGUUUUAGUUUUCCUUGAGCCCUACCUAGACCUUUAUCAACAUUGGUUUUGGAAGAGGAAAACUCUCAUUUUCUUAGUAACAUUUUGAUGAUGGGGAGCUCUGCUUUAGAUUCCUGAACUCCUGAGCUUUGAGGAAGAAGACAACGGCCAAGUAGCAAAGGGAGUGACCUUAUCACUCACUUCCUGAGUCAUGCGUCUCCUCUGGGCUUGUGUAUACUCUCUGCUGUUUCCUGCACAUUGCAUCCCAAGUUUUAAAUUAAAGUGGAUCUUAGCCCGAAUGGGGUCUAAUGACUGAUGCAUGGGUACAGUCCUUGGCGUUAACAACCCAGGGCCUUCUUUUGUUCUUGUAGAAGAGAUCUGUGUUUUCGAGGGCCAAGCUUCUGCAUGGGGGCCAAGCUAUGGGAGGGGGUUGUGAGGUUGGGGGUGAAUCCAUAUGGUCUUCACACCUUCUGCCCACUUUUGGAAAGAGGGGGCUUGUGUGGAUUGGUAUGGAUGACAUUCCCCAAGCAGAUCCUUCUGCUAACGGGCACCCAGCGUGGUCCUCUCUCGGAGGUCUCCCUGCUUCCCCAUGACAAGCAAUGAACCCCUUACCGCUUGCUGGGCACCUGCCUGCUGCUUUGCCGUGCUGGUCUCAGCACGGCAUCUCCCUCUGAUGCUGCACCACGAUCUGCAGAGGUGGGAGACGGAGGGGUCUCUGUUGACUGCUACGUGUUGCUUAACUUUAUUUCCCUCUCUUAUGUUUGAAGAGAGUGGACCUGAAACAUGACCUGCAUUCUUUUACUAUGUUCAGAACCUCCAGGGCUUGUCCACACAUAUGUAUAAAUGAUAAUAGAGCUUGGAAAUCUUUAUUAUACAGACACGCUGAUGGAAAUGAGAUCUGUUGUAUUGGAAUUUGUGAUGUAGUUGAUCAGUCAGAACCAAACUCAUACACCAAUAAAGACAAGAGUGUCAGAUUAAUGGUCUCCAUUGCCUACUUUUUAUCACCUACUAAUAAUUAUUUUUACAUAAACUUGAGAAUAUAAUUCAGUGUUGGGAUUCCUAAAGGCACUACAGACAGCCUCCUAGAAGUUGUCCCGCUGAUUCCCAUUUAGCUCCCAAGCAGCCCCCUCUGCACCCAGCAGGGCCAGGAUUAGGGUAAUGUGGGGAGGCCCUCAGUUAAAGUGCAGAAUUUAAAGGGGCACCAACAAACUCAGCCAUCAAGGUAAAUCAUAUUUCAAUGCAAUAUUUUAAAAGCCAAAAAUUAAUGAAAGAAAUCUAUGAAGAAAAUUUAAAAAUUUUUAAUUAA
Aethalodelphis obliquidens (Pacific white-sided dolphin) is the source of this 8890-nucleotide messenger RNA. RefSeq names its product neurotrophic receptor tyrosine kinase 2 (gene NTRK2). Lineage: Eukaryota; Metazoa; Chordata; Mammalia; Artiodactyla; Delphinidae. Gene Ontology annotation, molecular function: ATP binding; brain-derived neurotrophic factor binding; brain-derived neurotrophic factor receptor activity. The record is from RefSeq and is a predicted model, not a curated record. Gene Ontology annotation, biological process: positive regulation of kinase activity; positive regulation of phosphatidylinositol 3-kinase/protein kinase B signal transduction; trans-synaptic signaling by neuropeptide, modulating synaptic transmission. Bases 785 to 2398 code for a protein of 537 amino acids. The transcript is spliced from 15 exons. Gene Ontology annotation, cellular component: signaling receptor complex; plasma membrane; dendritic spine.